AUGGCACAUCGCAUUCCGACAAUAAUCAAUGGGAAGGCGUCCAUCGUUAGCAUUCCAUCGGUUACAAAACCUAGUCGUAAGACCUUUGGGUUGACCAAACCUCUCAAUGUGGCGCUUCCAACUCCAGCGGACCUUCAAAAGUCCGACGAAUUAUACGAAACGUUGAGGUCACGCAAUUCGAUGGAGAAUUAUGCAGAGCUGAGCCAUCGUGAGACAGUGCUGGCUAAAAUUGACGCACUGGUUGAGCAGUGGGUGCACGACUUGUCGAUUUCGAGAGGUAUGGCUUCUGACCAAGCGAGGAAUCUUGGGGGACGAAUAUACCCCUUUGGUUCGUAUCGACUGGGUGUUCACGAUAAGGGUUCCGAUAUGGACUUACUGUGUGUCGUUCCACGCAACAUUGCCCGUACAGACUUCUUCAGUUCUUUUCUGCAUCUUCUCAAAACACACCCGGAGGCAACUAGUUGUCUAGCAGUGCAAGAAGCCUAUGUGCCUGUAAUAAAAACAAAGUUUGACGGGUUGGAUAUAGACCUACUGUUCGCGCGCUUGACUCUUGCGCGAAUUCCCCGUGAUCUCAACCUACGCGAAGGGAUGCAGCUCAAAAAUUUGGAUGAACAAUCAGUGCGAAGUGUGAAUGGCUACAAGAUAAACGAGGAGUUGUUGGAUCUUGUGCCCAACGUCGAAACCUUCCAACUGGCUCUACGAGCUAUCAAACUGUGGGCAAAACCUAACGGAGUCUACUCAAAUGUACUAGGGUAUUUCGGAGGAGUAUCCUGUGCUAUACUCGUGGCAAGGGUCUGCCAAUUAUAUCCCAAUGCGGCUGCAGCUACAAUCGUGAAUAAAUUCUUUCUAAUAUACUCCAACUGGAACUGGCCCCAGCCAGUCCUGCUGAACAAACCCGACGAUCUCAAACUCGGGUUUCCGGAAUGGAACUCCAAUCCACGUGCCGGACAACAUUUAAUGCCGAUCAUCACUCCAGUCUAUCCACAACAGAACUCCGUAUACAAUGUGUCUCAAUCGACAAUCACAAUUAUCAGAGAGGCGCUCAUGCAAGGGUUCAAGGUAACCGAGAAUAUCAUGGUAGACAAGGCUAGCUGGAGUGAUCUGUUCAGAGGCCCUAGCUUUUUCAUGAAAUAUCAGCACUUUUUGGUGGUGAUGGCGAGUUCGACGAACCCCAGCGACCAACUGAUGUGGUGCGGACUCGUGCAAUCCAGACUUAGGCAUCUAACAUUGAAUUUAGAAUACAAUCGACUCGUUCGAUUGUCACAGGUCCACACCAAGUGCUACGAAGAAGACGAGCAAAAUUGUGCAGAACGGAUGAAGGACAAGGAAGCUGGUGUGAUGUCCGAUAUUUGUACGAUAUUUGAUAUUUGUAUCUGGUUCGUAGGGCUGAAGUUUGAAAAACACCUCAAUAUCCAUCCGGAUCUAACAGAAGCCAUUUAUGAUUUUACCAAUGGAGUGUACAACAAUAAUAUAUAUAGAGACGGAUGUCAAGUUGAGGUGCGACAAAUUAAGCAGAAUCAACUGGCCGAAUAUCUCGACAAACAGUUGCUACGAAAAGAAUUUUCGAGAUAUUCCGAUGAUCAAUCGGUGUCAUCUUCAACUGGAGAAAGCAGCGAAAUAUCUGGAAAGCGGUCUCCAAAUGAAGAACUUCGUGGACACACUACUAAGAAGCAAAGGACUAUUUCGGGUGCCAGUCGAUAG
This is a messenger RNA of Toxorhynchites rutilus septentrionalis, 1701 nucleotides long. Its product is annotated as poly(A) polymerase type 3-like. The transcript has a single exon. Gene Ontology annotation, cellular component: nucleus. The coding region runs from base 1 to 1701 and encodes 566 amino acids. Gene Ontology annotation, molecular function: RNA binding; poly(A) RNA polymerase activity. Lineage: Eukaryota; Metazoa; Arthropoda; Insecta; Diptera; Culicidae. The record is from RefSeq and is a predicted model, not a curated record.